Messenger RNA from Glycine soja, 865 nucleotides. Its product is annotated as zinc finger protein ZAT11-like. The coding region runs from base 167 to 718 and encodes 183 amino acids. Gene Ontology annotation, biological process: response to chitin; response to stress. Lineage: Eukaryota; Viridiplantae; Streptophyta; Magnoliopsida; Fabales; Fabaceae. The record is from RefSeq and is a predicted model, not a curated record. The transcript has a single exon.
AAAUAUCUAUCACACAUGCAUCAUACUCAAAAGUCUCAUACACCAGUUAAUCCAUUAAUUCCACACCUUUCUAUUCUUUUUAAACCCUUGAUCAUAUCCAUUUUCGAUCACGCCUUUCAAACCAAAACACCAAUAUUAUAUCAAGUACUAUUGAUAGCAUAUAGUGAUGAAGAGAGAAAGAGAAGUUGAUAGCAUAACCAUGGCAAACUACUUGAUGUUGCUUUCUCGAACCACCACCAACUUGAACACUUCCGACAACCGUGUGUUUGAGUGCAAGACAUGUAAUCGGAGGUUCACGUCGUUUCAGGCAUUGGGUGGCCACUGUGCGAGUCAUAAGAAGCCAAGGUUGAUGGGAGAGAGUGAUGGCCAAGUGCUAAUUCAUGGUUCACCACCAAAGCCUAAAACGCACGAGUGUUCCAUUUGUGGAUUGGAGUUUGCAAUAGGACAAGCUUUGGGAGGACACAUGAGGCGUCAUAGAGCUGCAGCAGCAGCAGCAUCAAAUAGAAACAUGCACACUACUAUUAAUUCUUUGAUGAGUUCUGGCAGCAGUAGUGGUGGUAGCACUGUUGAUAAUACUUUACCACCAAACAUGAACCACAAGGUUAACGACACCAAGAGGAUUUUGUUUCCUGAUUUGAAUUUGACGCCUCUAGAGAAUGACUUGGAGUUUUUGAAGAUUGGACGACAAGCAACUCCUUUGGUUCACUGCUUUAAUUGAAUUAAUUCUUGGCACAUAGUUUGUAGAGUACAAUAUAGUUAGGUAGAUCUUACUACUUUUUGCUCAUUUUGUAUUUUACUUUACUGUAUGCAAAUUAUUUUGUUCAGUUCUUGGAUAUAUAUAAGAAAUCCGUGUUAAUUACUUAAA